This is a messenger RNA of Nilaparvata lugens (brown planthopper), 5027 nucleotides long. RefSeq names its product nipped-B-like protein. NCBI's taxonomy places the organism in Eukaryota, Metazoa, Arthropoda, Insecta, Hemiptera, Delphacidae. The transcript is spliced from 17 exons. The coding region runs from base 153 to 3875 and encodes 1240 amino acids. Gene Ontology annotation, biological process: regulation of gene expression; establishment of protein localization to chromatin; replication-born double-strand break repair via sister chromatid exchange. Gene Ontology annotation, cellular component: Scc2-Scc4 cohesin loading complex. Gene Ontology annotation, molecular function: chromatin binding. The record is from RefSeq and is a predicted model, not a curated record.
UUCUUGUCAUGUUUAUGUCAAAUUGAACUCAACUUUUCGCAUUUUUCGCUCCGAAUCGUAUAAACUAUUGUCGUCGUUUAGGUCUAAUUAAAAUAUCUACGGUGUUUGUAGAGUGUUUAUUUUGCAAGACAUUCCAAAUUUUAGAAUAAAUCAUGGGAAAGAGACGGAGAUCCCGAAAAUCUUCUGUGAGUUCUCAAUUGAUUGAUGUUUCCGAGAUUGCCAAGCAGGUACCUACAAAUAAAACCAAUGUAGAGAAAAGAGAUACGGAUUCAACAGAAAUCCAAACAUACAAUGUUGUGACUACAAAUAUCGAGGAAAUAAAUAAUGAAUCGUUUGUUCUCGAUUGCGAAAAUUCAGUGAAUGUUGUUCCUGCAGCUCUAAUUGAAGUUAAUAAUAAUACAACGGAAUUGGUCGAUAAAAAUUCGGCUGAAGUUAGCAAUGACUGCAUACUUACAGGGCAUCAAAAGAAAGGCAAAGAAAAUACUGAAAGUUCUCAGGAAAAGCGAGAUUUAUUUAAAAAUCUUCUAAAAUUUCUGAAAAAAUCCAUCGAAAAGGCUACGAACUUUGUUGAUGAUCAAGCUUUCGUGGAUGUGUUCAAAAAGAAGCAGCUUCACAAUCUCUGCCGAGAAGCUGCUAAAUUGCACAAAACAAGCUCAUUGAGACCUCUUCCCUUCGAUAAAAUGGACUUUACCGUCGCAAUUCUAAACAAAAUCAUAAGCCAUGGAAAUGGAAUCGUGGUCUCAAAUUCUCAGGACAAUUGUUAUGAUUUGAGCAGCAAAUCAGAUCCGGUAUUUAAAGGGGUUUAUGCUUGUUUGCUGCAAUUGUACAUUUGGACGUCACCAGGCAUCGACAAAAAACUCAUUAACGAUGAAGGCAUUGAGAAUGUUACAUUAUUUUUGAAACUUUGUCUCGACAAUGUUGUUUUUCCGGCAUAUAAUAUGAAUUCAGGUUCUAAUGGAGGCUCAAUGAAGAAAAAUGUCGGAAAUAAAAAAGCAAAUGAAGUUGAUAAAAUAACACUACAGCUAUAUAACGAUCUUACAGAAGCAGUCCAGCUUCUAGAACUCUUACUCAGAGAUCAAACUCUGACUGACACACACAUUCUCAGGAUAAACUCGUUCAGUAUUCCAGCAUUUUUCGUGAAAAACAUUGGAAGUAUCCAACUCGCCCUGCUGAAACUUGUCGAAUGUGUAUUCAGCAAGUACAAAAAACUCAGGAAAGUAAUGCUAGAUGAUCUUAUUUCUUGUAUGGAAAAAGCAGCAGGCGAUCUCAAACAAUAUGAAAGCUAUAAACUGGAGAGUGGUGGAAAAAUUCAAAUGUUGACAGCUCUCCUGAUGAAGAUGGUACAGAGUGUCGUUCACUUUCCGCUGAGUUUGCUGGAACAAAACGAGGUUGACGUAAAAGUGGUGGCUGAAGAGAAGAUAGGUGAGGCACGUAAUGCGGCCAUCCACUUCAUGCAGAGUCUGUUGAGAAUGUGCUGCGAAAAUAGCAAUGAAGGAUUUAGGGGUGCUGUUGUCAGCCUUGUGCAAGAUCUGCUUUCGGCUGUUGAUAGACCCGAGUGGCCAGUUUCCGAAAUUAUGCUUCAUAUGUUUCUAUUUGUUCUGUUUGAAAAUCACCAUGCAAGUCAUCAAAAGAGGCUAUUGUCAUUGGAGUUUUUGACAGCAGUGUAUUCGGCUCUUCAGGAAAAAUCGAAAAAACAUCAAGAAAAUGAGCAUAAAAUUGAUCAACUCUUUGAAAAUAUGCAACGGGAAGAUGAACCUGAUGAGAAGUGUAGAAAGAUUGAACUCGAAGAUUCGAAGAAAGUUGAACUCCUGCAAAAUGCCUUGUUGGACUUCAUCCUUCGUAGAGAAGACGUGGAACCAGCAUUAUUACAUGCAAGACAUCUACAUUUGGCGCACUGGUAUAUUGAGAGGACGAAGACGCUCCUCAAUAAUAGCGAAAAACCAGUGGAGAAACCCGUGGAUAAGAGAAGAAGUAGUUCCGGCCAAGCUAAGAAAACGCCCAAAGGAAAAUCGCCUGCAAAGUCAUCAACCAGUGGCAACAAAUCCACGUUGUCACAAAACAAUUCGAAUAUGAAAAUGUUACUGAACAAAUUUCAUGACAAACCAGUUAUUAAUAUGAAUUCACACCAUGUAGAAGAUGAAGAUACCAGAUUAUUUAUUGACGUUGGUAUGGCUCAGUUGAUAACUCAUAGCUUUCUAUCAAAGCGAUCGCUGCAUCUUAACUUCAACUCCUAUUUGACAUUGUUGCUGAGUGGAUUGAAGGACACCUCGACACCGGUUCGUUUGAAAGCAAUGCGCUGUCUCUCGCAUUUGAUAGUGGUUGCACCAGACGUGCUAUCAAUGAAGAAUGUCGAGGCGGCUGUCAAGGCUGCAGUCUACGACCAAUCCAUUGCAAUCCGAGAAAGUGCUAUCGACAUCAUCAGUAAAAUUGUUCUCAAAAAGUCCAACAUGGAUGAUUGCCAUAUCACAUUGUUGUCGGAAAGGAUAUUGGAUACUGGAGUAAGCGUGAGGAAAAAAGUGAUUAAAACACUUGGAGAUCUCUGUUUGAAGUUCCCUGCGUCUCAGAAAACGCCUGAAAUUGCUGCAAAAAUAAUGAAAAGAAUUAGUGAUGAACCAGGUGUUCAUAACAUGGUUUUGGAAUUUUUCUACAAACUGUGGUUUCUGCCAAUCGAUUCGGACGCAGAGCCGGAGUUGGCAAACCGUCGGAUAUCGUCCAUUGUCAAUGUCAUGAAUCUCUGCAUGGCAGCUGGACUCGAUUCAUUUGAAACUCUCUUAACAAGUUUGAUGAAUCCGAACGAUGACGUUUGUGACAGACGAGGCAUGAAGAAUAUCUCGGCCGAUGAGAUCUUCGAAGUUAGCCAGAAAAUAGUGGAUGGGUUGGUGAGGAAAAUGCUCGAUGAAAGUGCCACACCCUUCUUCUCGCCCCAGAUGGCUUCCGUCUUCUUAUUCGCCAAACUCAAACCGAAACUGGUUGUUCGACACAUUGACAGCCUUCACAAAUUGCUGCAUUUCACUCAUCAGACUGCCAAUACUCAGUUGAUAAUUUAUAACCUGCGCACUAUUGAAUUGGCAAUUCCAUUACUCAAACAUGCCAAUCAAAACAUGAUGCGGGGUCUUGAAUCCAACUUUGAGAAGAUAAUUAUUAGUCAAGAAAGAACAGUCAUUCAAAGCUGCAUUUCUUGUAUGAAAAUGUUCACCGAAAAACUGUCGCAAAAUUUUGAGUUCGUUGCUCAUUUGAUGAAAAAAUAUUAUGAUUUUUUAAUAAAUUACUCUACUCACAUAGAAAAAUUACUUGCAGACAAUGAAGAUGAUACCCUUGCAAGUGUGGCCAAAAAUCAAUUCAGAAAAAAAACCUGUAAGAGAGCAUUUUUCGUUGUGGGGCUCUUGAUGCGCUACUUCAACUUUUGUGACAAGCAAGUGUGUUGUAAUAUUCUACCAAUGACAAUUACUGAUGACAUAGUUUGUGUUUUGGACAAGUUCUGUCGAGUGGAGGAUGGUGAAUUGAAAUUGUACGCAGUUAUGGCAAUGGGCAAUGUGUGUGUUCGAUACUGCAAGCUAAUGUUUAAAGAUGGCCUCAAAGGCUUGUACUGUAAUUUCCUUUCAAAUGCUGAAGUCGCGACUGAAUUGAAAGUUCAGGAAAAUUGCCAAUCAGUCAUCGAUGAGGAUCUCUCAAUUUAUAAGUACUGGUAUGAAAUUAUUGCCGGGAAUUUGCAUGUAGUGCAAUCUGUAUUGGUUGUGGAGUUAGCCUCUCAUAAUGUGUUAAUUUGUUGGUUUCGGCUGCUCAAAACUAAUCACAGUUCCAUCUCCUUACACCUUGCUUCAUUUAAUAUCUCCACUUAUAUGUUUAUAUUUGAACUCUUACGGGUAGGCCUAUAGUUUAACCUGAGGUUUUCUUCAUUACAUCAUGACGUGUAUUUAAGCAAUUGAAAUGUUUUCCAUUAUUCUGUAAAUGAGGUUAUCUUUGUUGUAAUUUUCUAAACUUUAUGGCGAAUAAUUUUUACUUUUUUCUUGCUUGAAUAGUCUACUGACACUAUUUAUAUGCUAAAGUUUAUUUUUUAAAUUGCUAUCAAAUCAGUGAUGACUUACAAUUAUUGUAUUAUUGCAUCACAUACAUCAAUACUAUUAAAAGGUCUUUUAUCUAUUUAUUUUUCAUAACAUUCAAACAUCUUCUAAGAUUCACUAAUUUAUGCGCAGUCAAAAAUAUUGGACAAAAUCUAUCAUCAUAACUCACACUAAUUACCCUAAUCACACUAGAAGCCGAGUCUAUUUCUCUGAAUUUUGCACUGAUUUGACGUAAUGUUGCACCUUUAAUCCUCACAUUCACUUCUUUGAGAGAGAAUAUUUAAUAUUCGAUUCUCUACCAUUUUGAAACUAUGAAUUGAAUCUUGUAAACUGAAAAACACUUUUCAAGCGGUUGUGGAACUCAUAGGUAGCCGUGUGAGCUACGAAAUAUUAAAAAGUUUAGCAUCUUGCAUCUUCAAGUCUGUUAGAAAGCAUGAAAACAGCACGCACAUGCACUUUUUAUGUUAUGUUCUAUGUAUUUAUCUGUUGUUUAUAUACUUUGAGAGUAGGCUUGUUAUUGAUGCCUGCUUCAAUUCUGCUUUUGUACAUAUACAGAUGUACCUAUAUUUAUGUAAAAAGGUAGCUUAUGGAAAAUUAUUGAACACCAUUUUUCACUAGAAUGUGUUAUUAUUUUGUUGUGGUUUCAUCUUCUUUAAACUUGUUAACAGUUUGUAUGUAAGUUGAACUUAUUUAAAUAAUAUUAAUGUGAUGACUCUUGUUAAUUCUUACUCAGGUGUUGCAGAACUUGACGAUAUUUUUAGAAUAUGAUCGUGAAAGAAAAAUGGCGCAAUUUAUUGAAUGUAAGUAGUUGAAAAUUCUUCAUGGUUUUUUCGACUGGAAUUUACACAUUAUACUUUAUCAAAGGGUGGAACUACAGUUUCAUUUUUAAUUUACCGCUGUUGAAUUAAGAAAGCUCAUGUUAUUGGCCGAGCGAAGUGAGGUCUAAGAUUCAAGUCGACGGUUUGG